UGUCACUGUGCGCCGCCCCCGAUCCAGGUGUUGUCGCUUACUGACGGCGUCGCGAUGGAGUCGAGGGCGGGUAUUUCCAAACAGGACAUUCGUGAACAGAUUUGGGACUACAUGGAAUCACAAAAUUUAGCCGACUUUCCCCGACCUGUUCAUCACAGGAUUCCCAACUUCAAGGGCUCUUAUCUGGCUUGCCAAAAUAUCAAAGACCUAGAUGUGUUUGCCAGAACGCAGGAAGUUAAAGUGGACCCCGAUAAACCGCUGGAAGGCGUUCGGCUGUUGGCACUGCAGAGCAGAAAAACGUUGUUGGUUCCAACACCACGACUGAGAACAGGGUUAUUUAACAGGAUCACACCACCCCCUGGGGCAACUAAAGACAUCCUGAGAAAAUGUGCCACCUCUCAGGGCGUGAGGAACUACAGCACUCCCGUGGGCUUGGACGCCAGGGUUCUCGUGGACUUGGUUGUGGUGGGGUCCGUUGCUGUUUCUGAGAAAGGCUGGAGAAUUGGGAAAGGAGAAGGUUAUGCUGAUCUUGAAUAUGCCAUGAUGGUGUCGAUGGGAGCGGUCGGACAGGGGACGCCAGUGGUUACCAUCGUGCACGACUGCCAGGUCGUCGACAUACCGGAAGCGCUCCUUGAGGAUCACGACCUCACGGUGGACUAUAUUCUCACUCCAACAAGAGUCAUCACCACAGGGUGUGAGCGCCCAAAGCCAACAGGAAUCAUGUGGUCCAAGAUCAGCAAUGAGAUGAUGGGGAAAAUCCCAAUACUCAGAAGCCUUCGCUACCAAGAGCAGCAGGCUGGGAAAGAUGUCACCCUUCAGGAUGAACACCGGCGCCUUCAGGACACCCGCAGCCAGCAGCCAGCUCCCCCGAGCACUGUCAGAAGACCCCGGGACCCAUCCCAGCUGGAGUCAGGUUCCGUGCAAGGGGACCAUGGACCUCCUAACACUGUUUACGUUGGGAACCUCCCCUGGGAUACCCGAGUGAGUGAGCUGAAGAGAGCCCUCAGAGAGCUCGGUGCAGCCCCGCUGCGGCUCACCUGGCAAGGCCCACAGCACAGGGCCUUCCUCCAUUACCAGGACCUGGCCUCAGCCCAGCAGGCCGUCUCCUGCUUGCAGGGCUUGCGCCUGGGCACCAACACCUUGAAGGUGGCACUGGCCAGGCAGCAGAGGGCCAGUGACCCGCCAGGCAGCCGUGCUGGAGAGCCGCACCCUGACCCUGACCCGACCAUCUGACCUGUGACGAUGUCCCGCUCCGGUCCCCUGCAUAGUAGGACGUGACAAAGCUGCUGCUGCGUGAGCUGCUUUGAUGAAGUUCAGUCCUUUUUAGGAAGUCACAGCCUUCAGUUACUGCCCGGGGCUCUCUUGAUGAGUAGGGACUAUUAGUCACGCGCUUCCUACGAUUAGGAGGCUGGAACUCAGUGUAUUCAGGUCUGGUUUGUGGCGGUCCUUCAGCCUGUCGGAUGUUUUAGCUGUGCUGGUUUCUCUGUAGAGACAGCAGCUGAGAGGAUUUAGGAGACUAAGUGAGUGACAAACAAGUGGAAGUAAGUGACGACAGUGUUUUAAGAAAGUUUGAGUCUGGAUUUGAGGGGAGGAGGAGGUUGAGAGACGGUGGACAGAGGUUUUUGCCGGGUGAGGCCCUGGCAGGCAGGGAGGGACCAAAUGCAGAAGCAUAGCAGGGCUAACCAGGAAAGGCCCUUGUGCCGCAGGACCCUUUGGCCUGGCACUAAGGGGGAAAGCUGUAUUCAAAUCGCAGAAGUCAAGUAGUUCAGCCUCCCGGGUACAGCCCGCUUGUCUCAACUCAGUCCUGGUGUCAGAGAUGGAGAGCUGACCCGACACAGAACUUUGGUUCAGUGGUGUCACCCGUCCCCUCCUUGCCUUCCUAACCUUACUCCUUCCUCUGGGUGAACACCCCUUUGCCCUCCACUCCUGGCCAGCCACCCCUGCACAUAGCAGGAAGCGCUGUCUCCUAGGAGAUACUGGCUUCGGAAAGUGAGUCAUCCAGGCCCACAUCACAGACAAAGUCCUGCAAACACUCACACACUCACAUUUGCCCAGUGCCUUAUGUUUUCCAGGUUUUUCUCCUCCACUUCCUUGUUCCUAAAAAACAAGCUGGAUUUUGGCUGAACUGUGCUUUCUGAACAGAAGCGCUUUUGCAACUGAUCCUGGGCAAAAAGUCAAAAUAAGCAUUUAAGUGGAGAUUUUAUUUUUUUCAAAUGUACAUGCGUUGGAAAUUUUGUUUUUUCACCAGAGGGUCUUAACUGGGUGUAUUUUAAGCACAUUACUAUGCCUCAAGAGGGCAGGCCUUGCACAGACUUUCAAAAAAUGUUCUCAAGGCGCUCUGUUUCUCUUUGAAAAAGCAUUUUCUCAUUGGUUUUACAGUGAAAAUACUGAGGAAACUUUGGAAAGAAAAAUCUAUCCUAAACCUUAAA
This is a messenger RNA of Hipposideros armiger (great roundleaf bat), 2429 nucleotides long. It is a transcript of the gene MTHFSD, whose product is annotated as methenyltetrahydrofolate synthetase domain containing. Gene Ontology annotation, cellular component: cytoplasm. The coding region runs from base 55 to 1233 and encodes 392 amino acids. The record is from RefSeq and is a predicted model, not a curated record. Gene Ontology annotation, molecular function: RNA binding. The transcript is spliced from 8 exons. Lineage: Eukaryota; Metazoa; Chordata; Mammalia; Chiroptera; Hipposideridae.